AUGUCUAUCAAUGCUACGCUCCCUAUAAUUGAAUAUGAAGUUGAACAAGAUGCUAUCAAUGAUAAUCAAGAAAUCCAAUUACCUGAUUUAGUUGAUGAAGAUUUAAAUUUUUCAAUAAAUGAAUGGUCAAAAAUGAUUGCUAAGUGUUUGCGGUUGGUAGGUUUGAAAAUUUAUUUUCAAUUUGUUCCAAAUGAAGAUUACCAGUACAUAGACGAGCUAAGUUUAAUGGGUCCUUAUUUAGUUUGUUUGGCAUAUGCAUUACUAUUUCUUCAAGUAUUUCUUUAUACAAACUUGAGGCCUGAUGGAUCAUUGUCUUUCAACAAUUGUAUGCGUAAGCUUCUAUUUAUCUUUUUGACGUUUCGCUUACGUAUAUUUUUAGAACCUGAACGCAGAAAGCUAUUUCGAUACAUUAAGACAGAAUUAAUCAGAAGAGGUAUAAUAAGAAGAUGA
This is a messenger RNA of Scheffersomyces coipomensis, 450 nucleotides long. RefSeq lists its product as uncharacterized. The record is from RefSeq and is a predicted model, not a curated record. NCBI's taxonomy places the organism in Eukaryota, Fungi, Ascomycota, Pichiomycetes, Serinales, Debaryomycetaceae. The coding region runs from base 1 to 450 and encodes 149 amino acids. The transcript has a single exon.